GGAGGGAGCCGCAGCCCCAGCGCGGCAGGGCGGUGGCUCGCAGUGCGGGAAGCCGGACCACCCUCCACCCCUGAAGGUGCGCACCGCUGGGCUCUGAGGGGCGCGGCGGCAAGAAGAGGCUCGGAGCAACAGGUGCGACCUCAAGGCGCCGCGGGAACGAGGGGACUCGGCCUGCCAGAGACUGGAGUCUCAGAAGAGUCUCCCGCCCAGCCUGCCGCCUGCCAGCAAUCGCAGCCGCCCAGACCGGUACCUCUGUGCUCCGGAGCCCCCGCCGCCCGGCACUUGCAGCACCGCCUCCUCGUUAGCCAGGCCAGGCAGGAGGACGGUGCUGCAGGGCUCGGCCCGGGGCGCUGCCCCCUGCUGUCUUGCGGGUAGCAGGAGUUUCUGGCUGGAGAAGCGCGUCCUCGCUGCUCUGAGCUGGGCCGCCGGGCGACCCUUGGCUACCUCCAGAGCCAGCUUUUCCCCGGCUUGCACCCCUCUCCAGCGCGCUCCUUUGCACAGCGCCCAAAAGGGGUGUCCCAGUAAGUGAUGGAACUGGCUACCUUGAACCUCAGCGAGGGGAAUGGGAGCGAGCCAGAGUCUCCCACCCUGGAAUCCAGGCCGCUCUUCGGCAUCGGCGUGGAGAACUUCAUCACGCUGGUGGUUUUUGGCCUGAUUUUUGCGAUGGGCGUGCUGGGCAACAGCCUGGUGAUCACCGUGCUGGCGCGCAGCAAACCGGGCAAACCGCGCAGCACCACCAACCUGUUCAUCCUCAACCUCAGCAUCGCAGACCUGGCCUACCUGCUCUUCUGCAUCCCCUUCCAGGCCACCGUGUACGCACUGCCCACCUGGGUGCUGGGCGCCUUCAUCUGCAAGUUCAUACACUACUUCUUCACCGUGUCCAUGCUGGUAAGCAUCUUCACCCUGGCCGCGAUGUCUGUGGACCGCUACGUGGCCAUUGUGCACUCUCGGCGCUCCUCCUCCCUCAGGGUGUCCCGCAACGCGCUGCUGGGCGUGGGCUUCAUCUGGGCGCUGUCCAUCGCCAUGGCCUCGCCGGUGGCCUACCACCAGCGCCUCUUCCAUCGGGACAGCAACCAGACCUUCUGCUGGGAGCAGUGGCCCAAUCAGCUGCACAAGAAGGCUUAUGUGGUGUGUACCUUCGUCUUUGGCUACCUUCUGCCUUUGCUGCUCAUCUGCUUUUGCUACGCCAAGGUCCUUAAACAUCUGCAUAAAAAGUUGAAGAACAUGUCAAAAAAGUCGGAAGCAUCCAAGAAAAAGACUGCGCAGACUGUCCUGGUUGUGGUUGUGGUAUUCGGCAUAUCCUGGCUGCCCCAUCAUGUCGUCCACCUCUGGGCUGAGUUUGGAGCAUUCCCAUUGACCCCAGCUUCCUUCUUCUUCAGGAUCACUGCCCACUGCCUGGCAUACAGCAACUCCUCAGUGAACCCGAUCAUAUAUGCCUUUCUCUCAGAAAACUUCCGGAAGGCAUACAAGCAAGUGUUCAAGUGCCACAUGCGCAAAGAACCGCUCCCCGGCGAUACUAAAGAAAACAGGAGCCGAAUAGACACCCCUCCAUCUACCAACUGUACUCAUGUGUGAAGGUUCGCUUGAGCCUCCUGUCCUUUAGCUCCCGUGUGUGUUAGAGAGAAGAGGCUAUGGUGAAUUAUCAAGAAACAUGGCAGCUUGUUCUACUGACAAAAAUUCAUAUUGUUCUAGCUACGUUCCAUAGCUGUUAAAGUGCUUUGAUUGUUUAGGGAACUCCGGGGUCCACUGAAGAUUAUUUUCUAAUUUGUUUCAUCUUAUAAUUAUAUUUCUGAAACAUAAGAAAAUUCUAUAUAGUUUCUAUCUCUCAAGGAGUAAAAGUCAAAUAGCAUUCUAUAAAUAUGUUCUGAUCUCCAUGGCAUAAGGCAACUUCUGUAGUGAAGAAUAUUUGAAACCUACAUUUUAAAGCCAGUUAAAUUUAGGGAAAAAGUUCCUUUUCUUCUUUCAAUUUAGAGAGAAGAAAUAAUACCCUGUGUUUUGAAAUAGAAUUGUGGUCCCAGAACAGUGAAUUUUAUUUUAUUGAACCUUUGUGGACAGGGUGGGCAGGGAUGUUUUUCAAGGUCUGUUCCCCUGGGUGGCCAGAGGUCUGUCUGGGACCAUGAGACCAUCAAGUUCAUCUCAGGAGAUCAGCAGUGACUCUACUUUGAAACAGUCUGGCGAACUGGAAGGUGUAGGGUGAACUAAGCGAUGCCCAGCGCGUCUGCCGGGGACUGCUGCUCUGGCAGAUGCAACAGAGGGUGAGUUCCGAGAAACUGCAUGUUAGAGCUUUAAGGAUGUUCUUGGCAAAUGCGCCUCCAAAGAUCCUAUGAAACCAGUCGGCCAAUAAUUUUUAUGGGAUGGAAAAAUGGACAAAACUUAGCCACAUGGGUAAUAUCCAUGCCCAAUAGAGAAAUCAGGAGAGACAUUUGAUUCCGAACAACCAAAGACAAAGAAUAUGUGAGAGGGUAUAUAUAUAUAGAGACAUGCUAUUUUAUACAGACCUGCUUUUUUUCAUUAAACUUGUACCAACAAAUGUUUAAUGCUCAUUUGCCCCAAGUAUUAUUUCAUGGGUUAAUGUUAAUUUAGAGUUAAAAUCCUCACCACUUGACUUACAAGUGUAAUUUUUAUGACAAUUUCAUAUUUAUUUAUACUUGCCAUAGGAAAAUGCUGUGAAAAUGCUAAACUGUCCUAUCUUAGAAGAAUAAUGAUUAGAUUUAAGACUUUGAUAUACUUUAGGAGGCAGUAAGCAAAAGCAAAACACUUUUUUUUUCUAAAUCAAAAGGGUGUUGUGUCUGUGCCAAAUGAGGACUCCCUCUGAAGCAUCUAGUUUAUGUUACAAAACAAUGUCAGGUAAACCCUUGGCAUGUUAACUUUUCUAGCUCCACCCAUUUAUUUUCGUGACCAUCUCCAAGUGAACAGUGUGUACAUUUGCAAAGGCCUAAGUCAUUCUCUGGAAAAAGAAACCCUGCUGGAAUCAUGGGAAAUGAUGGGUUUUCAGUGGUUGCCAGGGAAGGACGGCACGCUGGCAGAGGUGGGUAUUUUAAAGAUAAUUGUGAGCCCUUUGCAUGGGUAUUUGUUUGUCUG
This is a messenger RNA of Psammomys obesus (fat sand rat), 3081 nucleotides long. Its product is annotated as galanin receptor type 1. Gene Ontology annotation, cellular component: membrane. The transcript has 3 exons. The record is from RefSeq and is a predicted model, not a curated record. The coding region runs from base 529 to 1575 and encodes 348 amino acids. Gene Ontology annotation, molecular function: galanin receptor activity. NCBI's taxonomy places the organism in Eukaryota, Metazoa, Chordata, Mammalia, Rodentia, Muridae. Gene Ontology annotation, biological process: G protein-coupled receptor signaling pathway; positive regulation of cytosolic calcium ion concentration; negative regulation of adenylate cyclase activity.